Aegilops tauschii subsp. strangulata is the source of this 501-nucleotide messenger RNA. RefSeq names its product putative cyclin-dependent kinase F-2. The record is from RefSeq and is a predicted model, not a curated record. Gene Ontology annotation, cellular component: nucleus. Gene Ontology annotation, molecular function: protein serine/threonine kinase activity; ATP binding. NCBI's taxonomy places the organism in Eukaryota, Viridiplantae, Streptophyta, Magnoliopsida, Poales, Poaceae. Gene Ontology annotation, biological process: regulation of mitotic cell cycle; protein phosphorylation.
AUGUCGUGCGUGGGCUAUUUACCUGCUCAAAAUUGUCGCACCACAGCCAUUCACUCGAACAACGUCGCACUCUUGCCAAUUCACCUCAAAUGUGUCGCACAGGAGCUAUUGCCCCGCACGGAUUAUGACGAGCAUGUCGACUCGUGGGCUCUUGGGGUCAUGAUGGCUGAGCUCCUCGCCGGCAAGCACCCUUUCCAUGGGAGGUCAGAUACGGAGCACCUCAGCGAGAUCUUGGACCUUCUCGGCACAGCUGACAUCAAAGAGUGGUCAGGCUACGAUGGACGCCGUUUGCCCGGCGGAUGCCAACCAGGAAGCUUUCUGCGGAAUAAGUUCCCUUGUCAGGUUGAGGCCAGGAUGAAAGGCCCGCCGACAUUGUUAGAGGCUGGUUUCGAGGUCUUGAGCGGUCUUCUACGAUGCAACCCGGAGAAGAGGCUCACGGCGGAGCAAGCGCUCAAGCAUCGGUGGUUCAAGGAGGCCAACCCUAGGGCUACAAGGAGUUGA